Mizuhopecten yessoensis (Yesso scallop) is the source of this 1482-nucleotide messenger RNA. RefSeq names its product DNA-directed RNA polymerase III subunit RPC8-like. The transcript is spliced from 8 exons. Gene Ontology annotation, molecular function: DNA binding; DNA-directed RNA polymerase activity. Bases 68 to 679 code for a protein of 203 amino acids. Gene Ontology annotation, biological process: DNA-templated transcription; transcription initiation at RNA polymerase III promoter. NCBI's taxonomy places the organism in Eukaryota, Metazoa, Mollusca, Bivalvia, Pectinida, Pectinidae. Gene Ontology annotation, cellular component: RNA polymerase III complex. The record is from RefSeq and is a predicted model, not a curated record.
UGAAAGCAGACGUGCGUGAUUGCACAGACAUAACAUUACCUGAAAAAACAAUUACAGGUGAAACAGAAUGUUUGUGUUGGUUGAGAUGAAGGAUACGGUGAGGAUCCCUCCCUGGCUGUUCCACAUCAAUUUCAAUGAUGCAGUGGUAGAAACUCUCAACAAAAAGUUUGCAAACAAGGUGGUCCACAAUGUUGGGUUGUGUGUUGCCCUGUGGGAUAUCAUUAAGCUGGAGGAGAGUUUUAUCUUCCCUGGAGAUGGAGCCUCACACACUGUUGUUCAUUUCCACUUUGUCGUAUUCCGACCUUUUGUUGAUGAGAUUCUUAUUGGCAAAAUAAAAAGUUGUUCCAAAGAAAGUGUUCAAGUGACCAUGGGAUUCUUUGAUGACAUCUCCAUUCCAGCAGACGCCCUACAACAUCCAUCAAGAUUUGUGGAUAAGGAGCAGCUGUGGGCCUGGGAGUACCAAAUGGAAGAGGAGAAACAUGACCUGUACAUGGACAUCGGGGAGGAAGUCAGGUUUCGUGUUUCUGAUGAGAUUUUUGUUGACACGACUCCAUCAAGUCCAGAAAAUCCAGCAGGAGAGGAGAUAACAGACUCUGAGGUUAAAAAAGCUCCAUACACUAUUGUGGGAACCAUCAGUGAGCCUGGCUUAGGUCUUCUAUCGUGGUGGAACACAGGAUAGAGACUAAUGGACAAUGAAAUGUGGUACACAGGAAAACUCCAAGAGCUACUGGACAAGGAAAAGUGGAAAACAGGAAACUCAAACAGCUAUUAGCUGAGGAAAAGUGGAAAUCUGGAAACUCAAAGAGGUACUGGACAAGGAAAGUUAAAAAACAGAAAACUCUGAGAGCAACUGGACAAGGAAAGGUGGAAAUCUGCAAACCCCAAGAGGUACUGGACAAGGAAAGUUAGAAAAUAGAAAACUCUGAGAGCUACUGGACAAGGAAAGGUGGAAAUCUGGAAACUCCAAGAGCUACUGGACAAGGAAAGGUAGAAAACAGAAAACCCUGAAAGCUAUUAGCCAAGGAAAGGUGGAAAACUCCAGGUAGAGGAAAAAUGGACAACUGGAAACUCAGGAUAGAGGCUACUGGAAAAGUAAAAGUGAUCACUGGAACCACCAGCAAGAGAAUAGUGGACAUAGAAAUGAAGAAAACCAGAAACUCCAGAUCAAUGCUUUUGGAUAGAGAAAGGUGGAGUUAAGGGAUAAAUGUGUUGGAAGGAUACUUGACACAUAAAACAACACUGAUGCUACCCAUAAGUGUUGACACAUAAAACAACACUGAUGGUACCCAUAAGUGUUGACACAUAAAACAACACUGAUGGUACCCAUUAGUGUAGACACAUAAAACAACUCUGAUGGUACCCAUUAGUGUAGACACAUAAAACAACUCUGAUGGUACCCAUUAGUGUAGACACAUAAAACAACACUGAUGGUACCCGUAAGUGUUGACACAUAAAACAACACUGAUGGUACCCAUUAGUGUU